Messenger RNA from Macrobrachium nipponense, 1757 nucleotides. RefSeq names its product vesicle-associated membrane protein-associated protein A-like. The transcript is spliced from 4 exons. Gene Ontology annotation, biological process: endoplasmic reticulum membrane organization. Gene Ontology annotation, cellular component: plasma membrane; endoplasmic reticulum membrane. The record is from RefSeq and is a predicted model, not a curated record. Bases 109 to 621 code for a protein of 170 amino acids. Gene Ontology annotation, molecular function: FFAT motif binding. NCBI's taxonomy places the organism in Eukaryota, Metazoa, Arthropoda, Malacostraca, Decapoda, Palaemonidae.
CUGAUAACUUUUUUGGCUCCGCAGGUGAAAACUACAGCACCACGACGGUACUGUGUACGGCCAAAUUCUGGUUUGGUGGAGCCCCAUGGGGCAGUUAGCGUUGCGGUUAUGCUUCAGCCUUUUGAUUAUGAUCCACAUGAGAAGAACAAACACAAGUUUAUGGUGCAAAGUCUGUUUGCCCCAGAAGGAGAAGUUAAUUUAGAUGGGCUGUUUAAAGAAGCUGAUCAGAGCCAGUUGAUGGACUCCAAACUUAGGUGUGUAUUCGAGUUGCCAAUGGAUGCGCCACAACAGAAUAAUCUUGAUGCAUUGCCCACGCCACAGCCACAAGUCGAAGUUCCCAAACCAUCGCCAAAGGCUAAUAACAUUGAGGCAGAGCUCAAGAAGGCAGGUGAAGAAAUCAAAAGGCUUCGGGAAGAAAUAAGUUCGCUUCGUCAAGAUAACCUUCAACUAAAGGAGGAUUCCAUUAGGCAGCGUUCAUCACAAGUUCCCAGUGAGAAAAGGAAUGUCGUGUCUAGUGUUAUUCCCCAGCAGGAGACUCAACAGGCUAAUCCUAUGAUGCAUUUGGUUGCUGCAUUUAUUAUUGCCUUGGUGGGCUAUAUCUUGGGCAAGUUCAUACUUUGAAGAACUCCUUGCACUCCAUCCCAGGAAGAAUAGGUAGCAAUCGGCAAAUUUUCUACCAACAUCAGCUGUCCUCCUAUGAUAAAAAUGGAGGAUGAAGAUUACCCUAGUUUGGGUGAACAGUUGCUAGCUGGGUAUAAAAUACAGUAUAUCUAUAUUAGCUAUGGUAUGCCUUCUAUUUUAGUAUAAAGUGGAAAUUAGCCCUCUCUCCUUUUUAAUUUAAGUUUUGUUUCUUUUGUAUAGGAGUUUUAUUAGAAAAAUGCAAAGUUAUCCAAAAUCACACACAAAACAGCCCACACCACCACCUUCACCUGCAGCUGUUGAAAGAACUUUUCAGCAAAAUCCAUUGAGCUGAACAAAUAAAAAGUUGUGACAUGUUCAUGUUUUCCAGAAUAACCCAGUUAGCUUUUGCUUUAAUGUGUAACACUUAGGCAUUAUGAGCAAUGGAAUUAGUUAGAGCCUUCAAAAGUGUAAGAAAAAUGUGGAAAAAGUGUAUUAUAUUUUGAAUUAUUUAUUUGAAGGAAAAAUUUUUAUUUGUAAGGAUUCAUGUUGAAUGUUGAUUUUAUACAUAAAUGCGCAAUAUGAAAGCAUUGCAUUUUUGGUGAUCAAGUCAUCAUCACUUUGCCUGUGAUUAGUUAAAACUCACAUUUAUGAGUAAUUAAUGUGCUCUUUUAAUAUACUGUAUAUCAUUUAGUAAUAGUCCAAUUUGAUGUUCAGUUUGCUAGGGAAAUUAUAUACAGCUAUUGUUAAAAAUCUAAAUUUCAGGGUUCUUUUCAUAUAGUAUUUUUAUGCUAAAAUUACCUAGCCAUAUACAAUUCCAUUAAGAAGUUAUAAGGGACAGGUUUUGUCAUAAUAGCUUCUCCAGAUAUGUUGUAUUUCAUUAUAAUUCUUUUCUAACUUGUGCAAUCCAUGUCAUGGAUGAAACUUCUCUAUAUCUUUAUUUUUUUCCUCAUGUUUUCUGUAGGAAGCAUAGUACAGUAUAUACUAUACAUUGUUUACAUUUUUUUGUACGCAACUUUUAACAAGGGUCAUGAUUUAAUUAGAUCUAGUUCACCCUGUUCUGGUCAUUGUUUUUAAUUUCAAGUCAUUCAGUUUAAGACAAAGUCUUCACAAGAAGAAAAAAGGGAAUAUGUGCAGAA